Ylistrum balloti is the source of this 4220-nucleotide messenger RNA. RefSeq lists its product as uncharacterized. The coding region runs from base 1 to 1626 and encodes 541 amino acids. Lineage: Eukaryota; Metazoa; Mollusca; Bivalvia; Pectinida; Pectinidae. The record is from RefSeq and is a predicted model, not a curated record. The transcript is spliced from 4 exons.
AUGGCAGCCACCUACGGGAAAACGAGUGACUAUGAUAGGAUCAAAAGAAUGAUGAAUGUGCCUCGUCCAUUAAGAAAAUAUCUGUAUUGUCAGAUAAUAACAGGAUUUUUGUUCAUAUACUUGUGGUACUCUUUCAAUGGAGGUCUUAUUCCUUGGUUCCUUCGUCACCGUAUUCCGGUCCUAAAGAUGGGACCUGACAUAAAUGCUCUGUACUUCUUUCCUCAUGUAGCAGAUGAUGGGAGCAAGCUGAAAUGGUCUCAUGGAGCAAACACGCCAAACCAACUCCAGCGUUCAUUACAGGUUGAUGUUGACAUGAUUGAGGGCGACGUAAUGCUAAAAGGUCAGGGUACAGAAACCCAGUCUCUGAUUCCUGUGAUGGGCCAGCCACGCUCUCAGGAAAGUGGGAUGCCAUUUGAGGAUUGGCUCAAUAAUAUAACUCCAACUGGCAAGGGGAUUAAAAUUGAUAUCCAGAGUACAGAUGCUGUUGAAAUCACUCUCCAGACCAUAAAAAAACACAAGGAUAAUAUCCGUGUUCCAUUAUGGAUACAUGCUGAUAUCUUCAAGGGACCCCUAGGAGAAGAACCCCCUGUGGAGGGAACUAGGUUCAUCAAACACGUUGAGCGCCUGUUUCCUCAGUGUACUCUAUCUUUAGGCUGGACGACUGGCACUCAUACCGACCUGAGUCUGGUCAGCUACACAUGGAAAAUGGUCAUCGAUAUGUACCAUUUUGUACACGAACACGAACUCGAGCCACCUCUGGUGUUCUCGGUACGCGCCUCUCUGAUGCACAACUCUGUGUCCCAGAUAAAAUGGCUGACAGACAAUACCAGGGCAUCGUUAUUAGUUUGGAAUAAUCCUGGAGACAAAGUUCUUGUUGAAGACUUCAUGCAUCUAGCUUUCAAGUUUCCACCACACAAUUUGUAUUUUGACCUUCAAGACAAACAGCUCACUGAGUAUGUGAAAGAAAAUAGGCAUGUGUCGAAGGAAAAAAUUAAUCCAUUGGUGUUGCAAAGGGAAACUGUCAUAUUUAAACCAGAGGCUUGGGUGAAGAUGGGACUGCACAUCGAACAGCACUCGAUACUGCCUAGUGAAGAAGCCAUUGUCCUUACUACUAAAACAGUGUACAUUCUUACCAAGAAUAAAUACAAACCUCGAAACCUCAUUGUUCUCCACGGGCGCGUCCAGUUUUUAAACAUUAAAGAUAAAGAUGCAGUCGGUGGUGAAACAGGAUUGAACAUCUAUAUGAGACCGACAGGGUAUGCAGAUUUUGAAAAUAUUGUUGGUAUUCGUUGUUUCAUUGGUGUGGACGGACUCUUACAAAUUUCAGGUAGCAAUUUAAAAAAGGUGAAAAACUUUAAACAAACUCACAGGAUAACACCUGGUACCUCCAAUUGCUUUCGGUUUAGUGUCCAGGACACAGGUAACGAGAUUGUAAUGCGCGUGAAUGUCCUUCACAACUGUGAAACACUCGAGAGCACAAGACGAGACGAGGAGGUUCAUGCAGAGUUUAAGGUUCCCAUUCCAGCUAAUGUUGGGAUAGAUCAACAUCCAUUUAUACUGAAGCUGGAAGACAGCAAUAGAUAUGCUGUACUUGAUGAACUUCAUGUAAAGUAUAAUCAAUUAUAGUGUAGUAUUUUAUACUUUAAAGGUUGUUUUUAUGGGUGAAAAAAAUUCUGAAACUGAAAAAUUUCAAAGAUUGUCAAAGAAUUGAUAUAUAAACAGUCAAUUAAUGUAUGAUUUUUUUUAUGUCUGAGAUUUGUUAAUCAAAGUAUUUUGACAGAAAUACAUAUCAGUUGGAUUUAACCAUGUUUAGGUAAGCUGGUUUUUUUUAGCUAUUCCCAGAAAUUUUAAGUAAGCAUAUAUCUACUGUAAGAUAUGAGAAUUAACUAUAAAAUAGAUUGUGGGUUUGUAGAUGUUUCCUGUUAAUGGAAAGAGACUAAAUGAGUUUAUUACUUUUAUUAUCAUGAAUAUAAAAAGGUAUAUAAAUGGUUGGAAUGUAAAUAGGCUCAGUCAUGAUACUUAGAUGUAAAUAAACAUUGUAUAGGGGGUAGGUGAUAUAUUGAAUCUUUACCAUUAUGACUUUUUUUAAGCUACUGUUAAUUGCUGUAGACUUAAUCAUAUAUCAAAGGCUUCCUUUUUCCCCCUAACACUGUCAAUUCAUAUUUGAAAGUUGAUGCACCAGAAAUAUUCUCUGAUGUGUUUUGGUCACUGAUUUCACUUUUUGUGGUAUUUAAGUGAAAUUUAUUGUUUUUCAGAGUUUUGUUCUGUGGAACAAGACUCAAACCUCACUGUGUUACAUUUAUUCAAUAGCAGAGGAGUUACUACCAUGCUUAGGUACGUAAUUACCUAUGAUUAUAAGCUAAUAUGUUGCAACUCAUGAAUGGUUAGGAGAAGUUGUAGAUGAUAUGGCAGCUGUGUUCAGCGGAUCUUAAAUUUGUUCUUAUUAUUACAUGUAAACAUUCUGGUUGGUGUUUUAUUGCUGACUGUAGGACUGCAACUGAACACCACACCAAUUUCACUAAUUAAUGAAGAACUAUGCUCAGUUGUAUCACUCAGCAAUAAAAUACUCUGUAAAAGGUUGUAAUGUAACAUCAGAGUAUCUAAAUAUAGAAAUAUAAAACAUAUCUGUAUUUAUACAUUCACAAAAAUGUUUAAAAGUAUUAAAUAAAACAUGAUAACUAAAACAACGCUAGAUGAUAUUCGCAGCAUAUGCCUGUUUGUUUGGUUAGUUCCUGUUUUAUUGUAUUAUGUACAACCUGAUCAAAACUGGUGCUUCCAGUAUAUUUGACAGCAAUUACAUCAAUUAAUCAUCCUUGUUUUCAAAUAUUUUUGUUAUCUUUUUCUACAAGCAUAAUCAGCUACUUUUUUUUAUAUUGUGCCAUUUGUUUACAUUUCAUUCCAGUUGUAAUUAAUCAUAAUGGUUAUUUAUGAUGGUGUAAAUAAUUUAAUUACAUAUAUCAUGACUUUGUGUUAUCUGUUAUCAUCAAAUGUCACUGUAGAUAUGUAUAUACACCUGAUCAUUAAAGUUGCACGAAUUGAGACUCCAGUCAGGAUUUGAAAAAGUCGCUAUCAAUAUUCUUUAAAAAUUCCUGUUGUGAUAACAACAGCCUUUGAUUUGUGUCUAAAUCGUAAAUAUCUGUUUCUAUUAUGACUGGAUUCAUGAAACAGAAGCUCAUUCAACAUCCUGUUUUUCAUAAACAUAUACAGCAUCAUAAUUUAUCAUCUACAUAUACAAUUAUUUUUUCACCAAUUUUACUUGCUUUACCCUUUGUUAUGCUUUUUGUAAGAAAUUCAUCUACAUGUGUCUAUUCCACUUGUACAUAUCAAUUUUAGCUAUUUCCUCAUUGCUUUGAUGAAAAGAUGUAAAUUUUUUUCUCAUUUGAUUAUAGCUGGAAUAUACAGAAGACAUUUGUUAUAAAUCUUGUCAUAACACAGUUAGAAUGAUUUUUACAUACAUUGUAGUCUUUCGUUAUGUCAUUGAUACAUGUGCUAUUAUACAAUUACAUAAAUGUAUUUUGGCUCAAAACUCCUGGAGUACUUACUCAGUGUUUUCUCUCCUACAUGGUAUUUGACUUUUUGUCUACCAAGUUUUACUUUAAUUCGGAAUUGACUGUUGUACCACUGUUAUGAAUGGUGAUAAACUUUACUAGAGCAAUGUUAUCAUUUAAUUGGUACUUUUUAAAUGUUAUUUUGAAAUCAUAUAUAAUCUUGAGCGAGAUGUGUUUCUGAGGGUCUGUUGGCGGGAAGGGGGUGUAAAUAUAUCAUAAGCUUGUUACAUAAUAUAUUCUAGAUAUACACAGUUUAACAUUAUAACAUACCACCCUUUGGAAAAUGUUCACAUCCAUAUUUUUUUUUUUAAAACAUUUAUGUAUGUAUUAUUCAUGUUUCCAAAACAGCUUUUUGUUCAAAUUUCUUUUAAUUUACUCCAAGUUGUGUAAAUAAUUUGAUUUACUGAAGAUAGGGGUUUUUACAAUGUAUGCAUCUUUUCAUAUAAAAUAUGAGCCGUCUUUGUUAAAGUGAUUACUAUUUACCUACAACACUAAUAUCUUCUGGAAAUGUUGGUCAAUCAAUACUAUAAUCCUUCUAAUGUUCUGACUUACGUAAUCAAAUAUCAAAAUGUCUGUAGUCUAUACACAUAACACAAAUGUAGAGAAGUUGUGAUAAUCAAGAAAUAGAACUGGAAUUAAUGUGUAAUAAAUUUUGAUAUUAUAUACAUUUAA